Closterium sp. Naga37s-1 is the source of this 1698-nucleotide messenger RNA. Lineage: Eukaryota; Viridiplantae; Streptophyta; Zygnematophyceae; Desmidiales; Closteriaceae. The record is from the annotation of a GenBank genome assembly.
AUGGAGUGGUUAACGAGCGUUGAGGGUCUGAAUGUCCGUCAGGAGCUGGAGAAGUCCGUUCGUGAGCACCACCCUUACUUGCGUGAUGAGGAGGUCGACCUCAUUGUGGACGGCCGUCUACUAUGCAUGGUUCGAGAGCGCGCGGUGGAGAAAGCACCUACGAGUGGCCAGCAAGGAAAAACCGGUGAAGGAGGAGCUGUGCACGAGGGUCCAAGUGCUGUGGGCGUUGGCGGAGGAGCUCUUGCACCGACCAUUGACACGGGAAUGAUCGGGGCGAGCUACGGCCAAUUCAAGUUUGGAGUAGAGCACAUCUCCGUGACGCCGCUGCUGGAGGGAAGGCACGAUCUUACCGCGUGGGUCAGCGCGAUCCGACCUCAGCACCAGUGUGCUGAUUUGUGGCAGUUUUGCAACGGGACAGCACCAAGCCCGGCCCCGAACAACCCCUUGCAACGAAGGGAGUACGCAAAGGGCCAAAUGCUUGCAUUCAUGGUGCUCAACCGAUGUGUUUCUCCAUCCAUCCGAAUGUCCAUCUCUGGUUUCUCUCAGCAAGAGAAAGCUGGGCAGCUAGCAUGGGCAUAUAUCCUAUCUACUUAUAAAGUUCGUGAUGCCCUCCACGCUUCCCUACUUCAGACCCAGUUAGCCCAACUCAGGAAGGGAGACGAUGAGACAGCGGAAUCCUACUGCAAUAGGGCCCGCACCAUCCGAGCGGAGCUGCUGACCAUUAGACAGGAGGUCCACAUGGCCACGUUUGCCGCUCACGUGCUGAAGGGCCUGCCACCGGAGUAUGGAUUUUUUCGCGAAAUUUCCAGCCCUGACAUGACGGUGGAACGCGUGUGCAGCGAGGUGUUGAUGGAGGAGCAGACUCUCUCUAUCGAACAGACUUACAAGCAGAUCACCAGCGAUGUAUCGGCUUUCUCGGGCGCUGUCAACACCAUCGUGGCUACAACGGGGGUCAACGGGAAGGAACAAAAACGGGGAAGGGAGCAGACGGACAAGAAGAAGGAUGGCAAGCGGGAGAAGAAGCGAGCCACCUGCAAGGGGCGCUGCUACAACUGCAAUGAGGAGGGGCACAUGGCUGCCAAGUGCCCCAACAAGAAGAAAGAUACAACGGCCGCGGCAGCCGCGAAUGUAGCUGAAGGAGACGGGAAGGGUGUGGCGCUCGCCGUCGCGUGUUCGGCUGCAAAGUUGCUGGCCGACGACAAGGACUUGUGGUUCCUUGACUCAGGAUGCUCCCAACACAUGACCGGCCGCAAGGAGUGGUUCACGGUGAUCCGCGACCCAUCUGCAACGAAAUCAGUCAAAGGGUUUGAUGGUUCUAUGCAAGAAGUUGCCGAUGUUGCAAGGAAUGGUGCAACGGCUGCAGCGGCAUGCAACGGCACGGCAGCAGCAGCGGCAUGCACCGAUAUGGCAGGUGGAGCGGCGAGCAACGGCACAGGGGCUGCAUCGGCAUGCAACAGCACGGCGGCUGCGAAGGCAAGCAACGGCACGGCGAAGGAGAUUGCUGAUGUGGUGUCAAGCAAGUCGGAAGCUAAAGAUGGAGCGGCCAGCCUCAGGACGUACGCGGUGGGCUCCAAGGCAACGCCCAACCUGUGGCACGCUCGCCUUGGACACAUCCACUUCGAUGCCGUGAAGCGGACAGCCACGAGCGGCGGCGUGUUCGGUAUGGACCUGGAGAAAGGAGCAGAACGGUGUGGCUGA